GGAAGUUUUAACUUGUUUGACUGACCGGAGGAUUUGAACGUUGGCGCGGAGCUAAACAGGACGGACGGUAACAACACCGUACGGACAAUGAGUCAUUGCGAGCUAGAAGCCGUAACCCAGCAUAUAAACGACAGGAUUGUAGACAUACGACGGGUGUUGGAACUGAGAAUAAUUGCGAAAGAUGAGGAGAAGGGUCCUAUUCUUAGAAAAAUUGGACAAGGCGUCGUGGCAACAGAUGGCCUCCUCGAUCAGUUCGAGAAAUGUAUUGGUCGCCAAAGAGACCUCCUGACGCAUUUGAAGGAGCUUGAGGAGUUCUUCAAAGAGGACAUGAGAAAUGGGAAACAUCUGAAGGAUAACAUGCCCACACACAUGCCAAGGAAAGGACAGCCAGUAGUCAUUGGAGAUGCCCCUGCCUUGUGUCAGACUGGACCCGUGGACGCACCCCCUCCUCAGCCGGAGAACCCCAGGAAGACCUCCAAAAACCACAUCAGAGAGAUGCCGUUCAUCACCAUAAUGGAAUUUGAGAGCAUCCCUCAGUACAUGAAAGGCCGCGUGACGUUUGACCAGCUGAACGCCGCCGUGCAGAGCCUUAACGCCGCCGUGACGGGGAAAUACAAGAUCCUCCAGCAGAAGACUAUGAACAACGCCAUGCGCAAGCUUCACCAGCGCUUCAAGGAUGAGGAGAACAAGGACACGAAAGGUCAGCAUUUCGUGGUGGAGGCCGACAUCAAGGAGUUCACUCAGCUGAAAGUGGACAAGCGUUUCCAGGGCAUCCUGAACAUGCUUCGUCACUGUCAGAGGCUCCGUGAGCUCAGAGGAGGAGGGAUCACACGCUACGUCCUGCUCUAGGCCGCAAGACGAGGAGAGAGAGGAGGAGGGAUCACACGCUACGUCCUGCUCUAGGCCGCAAGACGAGGAGAGAGAGGAGGAGGGAUCACACUCUACGUCCUGCUCUAGGCCGCAAGACGAGAAGGAGGAGGAGAGAUAGAUCCAGAGGGAAGGAGAGAGAGAUGGAGAGGAGUAGAAAGAAACUGAGAGAGACUCUCGGGUUGGGAGAUUUUUUAACAUUUGGUUUGGGUUGUGUGAGAAGUAUAAUCUAUAAAUCAAAGAUGAUUGGAUCUAACUAUAGUAUCCAUGUGAUGAUAAAAGUAACUGUAACUGCUCUGUGUAUAUGUCAGAAAUAAAUGUAUUUGUGAA
Molecule: messenger RNA, 1197 nt
Organism: Hypomesus transpacificus
Lineage: Eukaryota; Metazoa; Chordata; Actinopteri; Osmeriformes; Osmeridae
Gene: ska1
Product: spindle and kinetochore associated complex subunit 1
Exons: 7
Coding region: 88-849 (253 amino acids)
Biological process (GO): regulation of microtubule polymerization or depolymerization; chromosome segregation; mitotic cell cycle
Cellular component (GO): spindle microtubule; outer kinetochore; mitotic spindle
Molecular function (GO): microtubule binding
Source: RefSeq, a predicted model, not a curated record